AAGUAUUAAACGUCGGAGAAAAAAAAUUCCUAUUAACGUUAAAUCUAGCCCUAAUCUUUUCUAAGAGAGGAGAGACUCUGUUUUGUAUCAAUCAUCGAUCAAUCCCAACUCUAAAAGAUGCCUAACACUCAACCUAAGUCGUUGUGUUUGGAUGAUCUUAAUGAUCGGGAAAGACUUCAGUAUAGAUUGGAGUUGGAAGAUUUCACCGAAAUCAAGAUUAAAAGUAAAAUGGUCUCAACCAACUCCACUGUUGCAACUCUUGUAAAGGAAGUGGGUCUUCUUCAGAAGAGGUCUCGUCUUGCCAAGCACUCCCAGUAUGCAAGGACAUCACCUUUGUCCAUCUUCUUGCAGAAGCUGCUAUUUCUUCCCAGAUCAAACCACGCGAAGAGACUUGUGCAAUAUGUUAUGAAGACUUUCAGUGUGAUAAGAUGUUCGAGGUACCUGGAUGUUUCCACCUUUUCUGCGAUGUCUGCAUGAAGAAACACCUCAGAAGAACACUAGUAUGUGGGAAAAGAGCAAUCUGCCCAAUGGAGGAACACUAGUCAGAAAUUCAUAGAGAGGCUUGUGUAGGUAUUUUAGACCCUGAACAGCUUAGUGU
Molecule: messenger RNA, 598 nt
Organism: Arabidopsis arenosa
Lineage: Eukaryota; Viridiplantae; Streptophyta; Magnoliopsida; Brassicales; Brassicaceae
Source: the annotation of a GenBank genome assembly